Recurvomyces mirabilis is the source of this 3579-nucleotide messenger RNA. RefSeq lists its product as uncharacterized. Gene Ontology annotation, cellular component: MOZ/MORF histone acetyltransferase complex. Gene Ontology annotation, biological process: regulation of transcription by RNA polymerase II. The transcript is spliced from 2 exons. Bases 1 to 3579 code for a protein of 1192 amino acids. Lineage: Eukaryota; Fungi; Ascomycota; Dothideomycetes; Mycosphaerellales; Teratosphaeriaceae. The record is from RefSeq and is a predicted model, not a curated record.
AUGGCUACUCUCGCAACCACACCAAGGCCACCAGCGCGUACUCCCGCAAGGCCGAGCAUUGCACGUCCAUCGACGGAAACGACCAGCGAACCUCCUAGCAAGAAACGCAAAUUCAUGAAAUACAUCGCGGGCGGGCCAGGAGGGGGAGGACGAUGGGUAGACGCCGAUGGCAACGACAUUACAGACCCUUCACUCAUUCCGCCUCCGGUGAGAUCAGUGCAGAGAUCAAGGCGGCGACCCCGGCAAGCUCGAGAGCCGCAUGAUGCAGAUGAGGAUGAUGAUAUGGAGCAUAUUGAAGGGGAGACGCCAUCGAGCAACAGGCUGGCGGUACAGAACAGACCGAGACGUGAGAGAACUUUACAAGAGCGCUAUGUGCCGCCUGUUGCGACGCCGCGGCCACGAUACAGUAGUGCUGCGGCGGCGGCAGCGGCCAGCCAACAGAGCGAUGGGUACAAGCCAAGAGAAGAGCGGAGCUGGGACGACUUUCACCCGGAUCUGGACAUUGAGGCGAAUCUGUUCGUCUUCACGGCAGAUGAGGUGGAUGGGCGAACGCCAAGGCAAGAGAUCAAGUCUUCAUUGCUCAGAACCGCAAGCAUGCUUGAAGAGGAGAAGCCUAUUCUGAAUGGUGAUGUGGAAAUGAAGGAUGCUCCAGGAGAAGAUGAGUUGGAGCAAGAUCCGCAUGGUAUUGUAGUGACACCUGUCAAGCGGAAGCCUGGUAGACCUCCAAGGAGACUGGAAUCUAUGCUUUCUGGUCUAGGUUCACCACCAGCGCCACGAAUCCUGCCAUUGCCAACCCACAACCCGAAGGAACGUCUGAAUCUUCCCAAGCCAUCUUUUAGACAGUUCAACCACUUCUUGCAAUACGAAGACGACGCGAAAGAGAACAAGGUCAAUUACGUCGACCGGACCAUGUCACACAUCGGCUUCCAGGAGACUGACCGCUAUGUACUGCCACUGGAUGUCUUGAUACGACUUUCCGAAGGUCAACAGGUCGAGGAUGAAGCAGAAGUGAGCUUGCGACUGGAAAGCGAUGGUGUUGUCGAAAAUGCGUCCACGGCACCAGUAGUCGGCAGAGUUGAGUACGAUAUGGACGAGCAGGAUGUCGCAUGGCUCGAGGAGAUCAACGAGCAGCGUAAAGCUGAAGGUGUAGAUGCUAUCAAGCCUGCGAUACUCGAAAUCACCAUGACCCAGAUCGAGAAGGAGUAUCAUGCCCUGGAGAAGAGGAUCCCGAAACCACAGCCGCGGCACGCUCAAACGCAUAGGCCUCGUUCGAGCUCACAAGCGGCAGUGAACGGCGAUCCCAACCCUCCCGGAGACGAGCCAGAUAGUAAAUGCUCGAUCUGCGACGAUGGAGACUGUGAGAAUGCCAACGCGAUAAUAUUCUGCGACGGCUGCGAUCUCGCAGUCCAUCAAGAAUGCUACGGUGUUCCUUUCAUUCCCGAAGGUCAGUGGUUCUGCCGGAAGUGUAAGGAGAUAGGUCGUGGUACCCCAACAUGCAUCUUCUGUCCGAAUGUGGAUGGCGCGUUCAAGCAGACCAGUACCCUACGCUGGAGUCAUCUGCUGUGCGCGAUAUGGAUUCCCGAGGUCAAUAUUGCGAACAUGACCUUCAUGGAGCCGAUCUCGGAUGUCGACAAAGUGCCCAAAGGUCGCUGGAAGCUCAAUUGCUACAUUUGCAAUCAGAAGAUGGGCGCUUGCAUUCAAUGUGGCAACAAGAACUGCUAUUCCGCGUUUCAUGUCACUUGUGCUCGCCGAGCCAAGCUAUUCUUGAAGAUGAAAUCGCAGAACCAGCAGGGUCUGGAUACUUCUGCGUUGAAGGCUUUCUGCGACAAGCAUGUUCCCCCGGAAUGGCGACGUACACACGAUACCGACAAUGCCAUCGUGGAGGCGAAACGCUGGUAUAGACACGCCUUCAAGGAUAGAAAGUGGGCAGACAGUCAAACUGCGGCACUCGAGCUAGGCGCACCUCCUCUUCCCGACGGAGGACUGAUUGGCGACGGUAGUGUGCCGGAAGACACUAUUGCAGUGACGAAGCGACGACGUACCCAACCGCAAAAGCUUAGUUGGCGACUGCCGUCUGGUGCGCCUGUGGUCCCUGCUGUCGUCUUCAAUAGCGUAGACAACAGCAUGACUCGCUUCACGAUCCGCAAGCGCAAAGAGUUCGUGGAGAAGGCGGCAAAGUACUGGACCUUGAAGCGAGAGGCUAGGAGAGGUGCGGCACUGCUGAAGCGCUUGCAGUUGCAGCUGGAGGGCUUCUCGACUAUGGAGGUCACUCGCCGCAACUUUGCUAGUAUGGGUGCUGUUGGCCGACCGAGACUGAUUCGCCGUAUCGAGUUCGCUGAGAUGCUGCAGAGGGAUAUGAAGAAUCUUACCACAUUGACAGCGCAAGUCAAAGAGCGAGAGGAGCUUCGCCUGAAGGAGGUCGAGAUCUUGAGACAAUUGUUGGACACGUUGUACUUUCCUAUAUCUGCCAUGCUCGUGCCGAUACUUGCACGUGCUCAGAAACUCGACGAAAAGACACGCAUGUUCACCGACGGCUUCGAGGAGAUGGCUCAUCGACUUCGCGAACGCUAUUACACCUCCGUCCAAGACUUCUCCCGCGACUUCUCGCACAUCGUCAGCAGAGUCGUGAUCAGUACCACCGACCAUGAAGGGACAGCAGAUGCAGAUAUCGAAGCUAUACACACCGCACUGCACGAAGUCAAACCUGGCACGGCCGAGCAUCACGCUCUCUCCCAAGAGCAGAAGGAGAUCAAGAAGCUGGCUAAGCGGAUUGUGAAAGCUGUCAAGGAGCCGUUGGAGGAAGCCCUGAAGAAGGAAGCUGCUCUCAAGGGCCGUGAGCACGAGGAAGCUUUGCGCAAACUUGAUUCCAUGGGUAUCUUUGCCUCCACUAGAGCGCUUGAAGAUGGUGGGGCGGAGAACGGCAACGUGGCUGGUAAGCGCCGCUCUGACUCGGAUCUGUCUGCUGUCGCAGAUGCGUCGUCUAGUCGUGGGGACGUGGACAUGGUGGAUGCUGACGGCCGUACGGACGAAGCGGUCAUCCAUCUCGAUGUUGGUGGUCAAGUUGACACUGUCGCCAUCCUUCCUGCUCCGCGGGACCAGACUCCUCGAUCCAAGGCUGGCAGUCGCGCGAGCUCGAACAAUGACGAUCAUGUGCUGAAGGAUGGGACGAGCGGGAAGCCCACGGAACCAAUCUCCCCACCCAUUUCUACAGACCUACCGUCGAACUCAGCAAGUGGACAUGGCCUUCGUCCCACUACCGCCAUCAGCGUCUCCUCCGCCAACGCAGACGCCUCAGAUGUCUUCGCGCAAGGUGGCGUGCCAUGGUAUCUUGAACCUUUCGAUCCUGUGGGCACGACCGUGCAUGAGGAGCGGUAUACUGGUCGUGCUGUGUUGCGUGAUAUGUCGGAAGAGCUGUCUGAUAUGGAUGAGGAUACUUUGACCGAGCUGGCGGGUAGUGGGAUGGGUGAUUCUACUCCCUUGGGUAAGGCUGCGAAUGGUGGUGAGGCGGAUGGGGAGGUGGAGGCGGGUAAGAAGAAGGCUAGUGCGAGAAAGAAGGCUAGGAGUCGGAGGUGGCGGUGA